AAAACUUCGUAUCUUGAAAGCAACGGGUAAUAAUAUCAGGAAGAUUGUAUCAGAUACGAUAAAAAAAAGGAAGCUUUCAUUACCCAUUUAAAUUGCAGAGUCAAGCACAAUAUUAAAAGGAAGAAGGAUACAGAGCUGGGUAAACUAGUUAAUGGAGCUCUGAAAGACUGAAAUCACCACUUUUUUCUGUUCUUUUUUCGAGUUUGAAGUUUGAACCCCCCCCCCGAAAAAAAAACACUGUUACAAGGUCAACUCAUGCACCAUAACUUGUCUUUUCUCUUGUUAUUUUCAUCGCUUUUAUUCGACAGACCUUUUGUUGGAUUAAUUGCAUUCAUGGGUUGUUUUUGCUUGAAGAAAGUUAGAAACAAAUCUGGGUAUAAAGAUCCAACCAUUCUUGCAUCUGAAACACCUUUUACUGUGAAUGAAGUAAAAGCUCUUUAUGAUCUGUUCAAGAGGGUAAGCAGCUCCAUAAUUGACGAUGGUCUUAUUCACAAGGUGGAAUUCCAGCAUGCAGUUUUUAGAAACAGCAGCAAGCAAAAUCUCUUUGCAGAUAGAGUAUUUGAUUUAUUCGAUGUUAAACACAAUGGGGUUAUUGAAUUUGGAGAGUUUGUUCGUUCUUUAAGCGUCUUUCAUCCCAACGCUCCAAUAGCAGACAAAAUUGCAUUCCUAUUCAGAUUGUACGACCUACGACAGACUGGUUACAUUGAGGGAGAAGAGUUGAAAGAGAUGCUAUUGGCUCUGCUUGGUGAAUCAGACCUCUUACUUUCCAAUGACAUGGUGGAAAUGAUUGUGGAAAAGACAAUGGUGGAGGCGGAUUCAAACGGGGAUGGGAAGAUUGAUGAAGAAGAAUGGAGGGAAUUUGUGAAAAAUAAUCCAUCUGUCUUAAAGAACAUGACACUUCCAUAUCUGAAGGACUUAACCAGCCUUGCAUUUCCCAGUUUUGUACUCAACAAUGAAGCUGAAAUCAUUGGGAAUAAGUAACAUUUGAAGACGGUCAAACUUGACCCAAUUUUCUUUGAAGUCGGAAAAAGAAAAUUUCCUACUGUAAAACUAGGGUGUGUUUGUGCCUUGUGGUUAUUAUUACCUUUGAAGAGGCCUCUGCAACUUAAUUUAAACCCUCUGUUUUCUUGUUUCCUACAGGAUUCAAUCAAAUGUUAUAAAUUAUUCAUUUUAGUGUGGUGAUCAA
Messenger RNA from Gossypium raimondii (Peruvian cotton), 1186 nucleotides. Its product is annotated as calcineurin B-like protein 7. NCBI's taxonomy places the organism in Eukaryota, Viridiplantae, Streptophyta, Magnoliopsida, Malvales, Malvaceae. Gene Ontology annotation, biological process: calcium-mediated signaling. Gene Ontology annotation, molecular function: kinase binding; calcium ion binding. The coding region runs from base 256 to 981 and encodes 241 amino acids. The transcript has 9 exons. The record is from RefSeq and is a predicted model, not a curated record.